UUCACCCUACUCUUGGGUUUCCGGUUUUUUUUGAGAGGGGUUAGCAAGGAAAGAAGAAAAAAAUUCUAAGUAAAUCUUAAAAAAAAAGCUUCAAGUUAAAUAUUUGCUGCCGGUCUCAUAGCGAAGUGCCAACGACGCGGAAGGAUCGGACCAGCUGAACUAUGGCCAGCAACAACGUGUCAUAUAACGAUCAGGGGGACCGGGGCCUGGGAGGGGAAUCGACCGAAUUGGGCCAAGAAGCAACGGCGAUGACUUCAGGAACAGUGACCGGCGCGGCUUUUCGGCUCUUCAGCGCAGACUACAAGAAGAAUGAAGAUCUGCAUCAGAUGCUGGAGAGCAACAAGGAUUCACUUAAACUGGAAGCCAUGAAGCGAAUUGUUGCAAUGAUUGCCAAAGGAAAAAAUGCUUCGGAGUUAUUUCCUGCUGUGGUGAAGAAUGUGGCCAGUAAAAACAUUGAGUUGAAGAAAUUGGUAUAUGUUUACCUUGUGCGUUAUGCGGAGGAGCAACAAGAUUUGGCCUUGUUAUCAAUAAGUACAUUUCAGCGUGCGUUGAAGGACCCUAAUCAGUUGAUUCGGGCAAGUGCUUUGCGAGUCCUGUCCAGUAUCAGAGUAUCAAUCAUUGUUCCAAUAAUGAUGCUGUCUAUUAAGGAAGCUGCCAGUGACCUGUCUCCAUAUGUCCGGAAAACUGCUGCCCAUGCUAUUCAGAAACUUUACAGUCUAGAUCCAGAGCAGAAGGAGCCUUUAGUGGAGGUCAUUGAACAGCUACUGAAAGACAAAAGUACGCUAGUAGCUGGAAGUGUUGUAAUGUCAUUUGAGGAAGUCUGCCCAGAGCGAAUUGACCUGAUUCACAAGAAUUACCGCAAGCUAUGUAACUUAUUGGUAGAUGUGGAGGAGUGGGGACAGGUCGUGAUAAUCAACAUGCUCACUCGUUAUGCCCGAACCCAGUUUCUAAGCCCAUGGAAAGAGGAAGAGUUGCAUGAAGCAAACCGUGAAAAAAAAUUCUAUGAUUCUGAUGAAGAAAAGGAUGAUAAUGAUGGCAUUGAUAUACCGGUACCAUAUGUGAUGGACCCAGAUCACCGCCUGCUCCUCCGUAACACCAGGCCUUUAUUACAAAGCAGAAAUGCUGCAGUUGUAAUGGGGGUUGCUCAGCUUUACUGGUAUCUUGCACCGAAGUCAGAGGUCAACAUUGUUGCAAAGUCUUUGGUUCGAUUGCUUCGAAACCAUAGAGAAGUGCAGUACAUUGUCUUACAGAACAUUGCUACGAUGUCUAUAAAAAAAAAGGGAAUGUUUGAGCCAUACUUGAAAAGCUUUUACGUUCGGUCAACCGAUCCAACCCAGAUAAAAGUUCUGAAGCUCGAGAUUCUGACAAACUUGGCCAAUGAAGCCAACAUCUCUGCAGUCUUACGAGAGUUUCAGACCUAUGUGAAAAGUCAGGACAAACAAUUUGCUGCAGCUGCAGUUCAGGCAAUUGGAAGAUGUGCUACAAAUAUUUCUGAAGUUACCGAUACCUGUCUUACUGGGUUGGUCUAUCUGCUGUCCAACAGAGAUGAAAACGUUGUUGCAGAAAGUGUAGUGGUCAUUAAGAAGCUGCUUCAGACUCAGCCAUCACAACACAGUGAAAUCAUCAAACAUAUGGCCAAGCUUCUAGAUAAAAUUACAGUGUCCAUGGCUCGUGCUAGCAUCCUGUGGCUGAUAGGUGAAUACUGUGAGCACGUACCAAAGAUUGCACCGGAUGUCCUGAGGAAAAUGGCAAAAGGCUUUAUAAAUGAAGAGGAGAUAGUGAAACUGCAAAUUCUAAAUCUGGGAGCUAAGCUGUAUCUCACAAACCCCAAGCAGACAAAAUUGCUUAUGCAGUACAUAUUAAAUGUAGCCAAGUAUGAUCAGAACUAUGACAUUAGAGAUCGUACAAGAUUUAUCAAGCAGCUGAUAGUUCCAAAUGAGAAGAGUGGAGCUUUAAGUAAAUAUGCUAAGAAAAUAUUCCUUGUCCAGAAACCAGCACCAGUCCUCGAAUCUCCAUUUAAAGAUAGAGAUCGUUUCCAACUGAGUACGUUAUCGCACUCGCUGAAUACUAAAGCAGAUGGGUAUCUAGAGCUUCCAGACUGGCCGAGGACAGCCCCCGACCCUUCUGUCCGAAAUGUGGAAGUCAUUCAGGCAACUAAGGAAGUGGUAAUGCCUGUAGGUAAGCCAAAAGCAAAGAAGGACUCUUCAAAGGACAAGUUUUACUCUGACUCAGAGGAGCAGGAGGAAUCCAGCGAAGGCAGUACAUCAAGUAAUGAGAGUGAAACUGACAGCAAGAGUGACGAUAGUAGUGCAAGUUCAAGCGAAGAUUCAAGUGACAGUGAAUCAGAAAAAGUGAAAAAAAAUGAAGUCAGCAAUGUUUUCAGUGAAAGUUCCAUGACAGAAAAUGGCAAAACUAAAUCCAGAAGGAUAAAAUCUGCAAGUACCAGUGAGUCAGAGGAGAGUUCAUCAGAGGAUAGUUCAGAAUCUGAAUCUGAGAGUGACUCUGAAGUCGACAACAUCGCAGACCAAAAGAAAAAGAGUAAAACGAUGCCACAAGUCAAAGGCACUGUCAAGCAGGAAGUUUCGCUGCUUGAUUUGGUUGACCUUUCUGAUGUUUCAACACCAGUAGCUGUGCCUAAAACAGCAAUGACUUCAAGAUUGGCCACUGAUUUGGAAGGAUUAUCACUUUCCGGUGAUUCUUCUGUCAUAAAUGUUACAACUCCUGUAUUUGUUCCAGCAAAAUCAUACGAGCUACUUCAUCGAAUGUCUGGAAAGGGUCUUGGUGCACGAUAUCACUUUCCACGUCAACCAUGUAUUUAUAACCCCAAGAUGGUAUCUGUUCAUAUCACAUUCACCAACAGCUCUGACCAAGAAAAACGGAAUAUCCAAGUCGGGGAGCGGAAGCUUGCGUCAGGGAUGAAAAUGCAUGAUUUCCAUGAAAUAGACAGCCUUGAGCCUGGGACAUCAAAGACAGUUUCAAUGGGCAUUGAUUUCUGUGACUCCACACAAACUGCUAACUUUCAACUAUGCGCAAACGAUGAUCAGUUCAGUGUGAGCAUCCAGCCUCCAGUAGGUGAGCUGCUAUUGCCAGUCGCAAUGUCUGAAAAGGAUUUCCUAAAAGAACAAGGGAAACUGACAGGAAUGAAUGAAAAUUCGACGACUAUAACAGGUGCUCCACAGAACAAUUCCUGCCAGGCAACUGUGAAUAAGGUGGUAAGCAUGGCUAAUAUUGGAAUGGUGCCUUCUAGCCAAGAUAACAUACACAGAUUUGCAGCUAAAACUGUGAACAGUGGAGCUUUGGUGCUAAUCACGACUCAAGCAAAGGAAGGCUCAACAGUACAACUCAGCAUAAACACGGAAAAGACUGUGAUUGGUUCUGUACUGCUGCGAGAACUUAAGACUGUGCUGUCUCAAGAGUAAACAGGGUAGAUCUACAAGCAAGAGUCUGGCAGAGGGUGUGCUGGCUAGCCACUGCUAUAAUUUUUUCAUCUAUAAUUUCCCCUUCAUUAAAUACUUGCAGUCUUGCGUCCCUUUGAAAUUCCAAUAUUUACCUAAACUCAUACUUUUACCUUUUCUUAUUGAUAAACCAACACAUUUCCAUAUAAUUACCUAAACUCUUGAGACACUAACUUCGGAAUUGGUUAUGUUUAUGCAUUGAUUAUUCCCAUACGUUGUUUAGGGUAUUUCUUUUGUGUGGGCAAAUGUUGAGCGCAGUUGACAUUGUGAUCUAUUGUUCUAGCGUGACUGUCUCCAGAGAUGUGCGUAACAACUCAUCAUAGCACAUUAUGAUUCCAAGAAAGGCAUCUGAAACUAAAGUCGGUACCAAAAAAAUCAUACCCAGAUGUAUAUUCUUUUUGAGAGCUAUUGAUUGAGAAGAAUUAAAGAUAAAGAUGAUGUGCCAUUAUAUCUUCUGAACCAAAAGUAAACUUUAUCUAAAGAAAUUUAUACUUUUGCCCAAAAGUCCUUUUUACUGUUUGUUUUAAUGCUGUAUUAAGAAUCUUAUAGCAAUUCAGAGCUUAUCUCAAUACUUUGUCUCAUGUGUCUAUAUGAUCAUGGUCAGAUAAAGUCCUUUCACAUCUUGGAUAGUUGGAAAGAAAGUAAAACACUGGAUUUCAGGUUAACAUUACUUCGUAAAAGUACAAUGCAAGAAAUAUCGAUUUGAUUGGUUAUAAGUCAUUAUUGGAAUUUGAUCAGUUAUGAUCUAGUAGUAAAAUGCAUUAUGCAAAUGUCCUAAACAAGAUCCUGUUACCAACAGACCCAUGUGUCAGAUUUUGACAGAGAGUUCCCUUCAGACACUUCCCUUCAGAUUCCUUCUCUUUCAUUAGGGAACCUGCUUCAAAUUGUUCCAAAGCGCCUCCUGGUGGUUGGCUCGUUAAGUACACUUUGGAAGAUGGAAAGGAGUCACCAUCAAGCAGUGUUGCAAAGAGGAACGAUAUUCCGUAAUGGUUCAGAAUCAUGCCAUUCCUAAAGAUCUUAAAAAAUACUGAUAUGGUUUUAAGUAGAAACCAUCUUCAAUGAGGUAAUUGACAGUAAACAUGCUUUAAAAUGCUUUACCAAUGAUAUUUUACCAAUAAUGAUUGAAGUUUAUAGAGUUUACUGUUUAGAUUUUUCUCAACGACUUCUGCAGAAUGAAAUUUCUUGGAGUUUGAAGUACGCAGCUUUUCCUAAUCAUAAAUGGGAAGAAAGUACAGUUUGUGCUUGAUUUAUUUUGUUUUAGAGCGAAUUGGAAAAUAAUGUAAUAAAUCUUGAUAGCUUUUUCUUCCAUGUCAAAGUAAAAGGGGGAAAUGGCUGUUUAUGGAACAGCUUGCUUGCAUCUUAAUCUUGAUUAUGUGCCAGUUCUCCAAUUACUAUUGUUAGUCUACUGAGAAUAGUCACUAACAGUACUUGGAGAUGCUUGUAAUGCUGUUUAUUUUCUUCCUCCAUCAUUUGUUUUGGAAGUAAAAUGCAAAAGUGUGCUUAUUAAAUUUCCAAAUGGCUCUGA
Messenger RNA from Hypanus sabinus (Atlantic stingray), 4980 nucleotides. RefSeq names its product adaptor related protein complex 3 subunit beta 1a (gene ap3b1a). Bases 162 to 3419 code for a protein of 1085 amino acids. NCBI's taxonomy places the organism in Eukaryota, Metazoa, Chordata, Chondrichthyes, Myliobatiformes, Dasyatidae. The transcript has 27 exons. The record is from RefSeq and is a predicted model, not a curated record. Gene Ontology annotation, biological process: vesicle-mediated transport; anterograde synaptic vesicle transport; intracellular protein transport. Gene Ontology annotation, cellular component: clathrin adaptor complex; membrane coat; AP-3 adaptor complex.